UAAGUGGCCAAUUAAUUAAGGGUUAAAUAGCAGGUGACAGUACCGCGUCACAAUUGUUAGGCAGCAGAAAACAAUGGGUGUGGGACGGAAGGACCAUCCCCCAGUCUGCUUGGUUGCGGCUGUUUUUCUAAUGUGUUGUAUGGUGCCGCUUGCGGACUGCCUUCGACUGAGGAAAUCUCAGAGACCAGUGGUGAAGAGAGAGGAUGUCCAUUCUCCCACAGCUAUUGUCCAAGAAGAAAAAAUUGUGCUUGGGAAAGUUUUUGAGAGCUCGGAUAUCGACAAAAAGUCGUCAUUUAAUGAAUUAUCGGAUGACGAAUCUGAUUAUCAGGCAGACUUCGCAGGCUGGUCCCAGGAGACGGAUGUGGAUGAAGCCUCCAAGGAGUUAUGGGAGCACUUGGGGGCAUAUUUGCAUUGUUUUGAUGACCACAUGAAGUUUAGGUCACUUGGAACAGAGGCUUCACAACUUUCAGUUGUGCAAGCAAAUGAACCCCCAAUACCUCUCUCCAUGGUUCCUCCAAGAUGUGGCUACAGGAUAUAUGGAACCUCAAUAACAUUCAUUCUGAUUGUUCCAUUUAAAGGUUGCAACAUUAUUCAGCAGGGUGGAAAUCACAUACUACCUCUACUCUGGCAAGGCCAUCCACUGUCCCUGUUGUGUCCCGAACAUACAGGACCCGUGGUUCCUCCCGUGGGGCCCGUGGUUCCUCCCGUGGGGCCCGUGGUUCCUCCCGUGGGGCCCGUGGUUCCUCCCGUGGGGCCCGUGGUUCCUCCCGUGGGGCCCGUGGUUCCUCCCGUGGGGCCCGUGGUUCCUCCCGUGGGGCCCGUGGUUCCUCCCGUGGGGCCCGUGGUUCCUCCCGUGGGGCCCGUGGUUCCUCCCGUGGGGCCCGUGGUUCCUCCCGUGGGGCCCGUGGUUCCGCCCGUGGGGCCCUUUGACUUCUAUUAUCUUCAAGCAGCAGAUGAUCUUGUUCAAGGCUUCCCCUUCUACCCAUUCCUUCAUCCACCUCCAAUAGCUCCUCCUCCAACUGAAGAGCCGAAAGUUCUUUAUCCCCAACUUCCUUAUAAUCCAGAGGUCCUUUGGCCAUACUGGCCUCAUCUUCCAGAAUUUCCUCCCAUCUUUCCUUGUCCUCAAGGGAAAUGUCCUGGACAAAAGGCUCCCUGCAUAAUACAAGAUCCUGCCACUACCCAGACUCCUCCUGACACUCCUGCAAACUGGUAUCCCAUCAUCUGCCUACCUCUUCUUCCAAAUGAGCAACACUUUGAAGACAUGUUUUAUCAAGGUUAGCUUUGAAAAGUUGAAAUAAACAUUUAAAAUAAAAGGGACUCAUGUCUUUGGUUGCAGAUUCUA
Messenger RNA from Gambusia affinis (western mosquitofish), 1342 nucleotides. RefSeq lists its product as uncharacterized. NCBI's taxonomy places the organism in Eukaryota, Metazoa, Chordata, Actinopteri, Cyprinodontiformes, Poeciliidae. The record is from RefSeq and is a predicted model, not a curated record. Bases 74 to 1279 code for a protein of 401 amino acids. The transcript is spliced from 4 exons.